Molecule: messenger RNA, 1257 nt
Organism: Neurospora tetrasperma FGSC 2508
Lineage: Eukaryota; Fungi; Ascomycota; Sordariomycetes; Sordariales; Sordariaceae
Exons: 6
Coding region: 310-816 (168 amino acids)
Source: RefSeq, a predicted model, not a curated record
CUGGGUUCUGGAACCAGUCAGAUGCAGUUGAUAAACGGGAGGAAGCUUUGCGGCCCCACGGGCAGGGCAAGUUUCGGGUUGAGAACAGGAUGAUCCCCUUUUGAAUGCACACGUAUCAAUCGUCAUUGUUCGUUGUGCCCACAGCCCACUUCAACCCGUUCCCACACUCCAACUGCCAUUUCCACGAUAGCAUCACCCCUAUCCGCAAAAGGUCAGACGACACAUUGCACUUCACAGCAUCGUUUCGGUGAAUUCGAAAGCCAGCUAGCUCUAGAUCGAUAGACUCGCUUACCGCACCAAACACUCAAAAUGUCUUCGCCUCAGGACCGCGCCCAGCAGUACAUCGGCCAGCUCGAUAAGGAGCUGUCCAAGUACCCUACCCUCAACAACCUCGAGAAGACCACCGGCGUUCCCAAGGCUUAUGCCGUCAUCGGUCUCGUUGCUCUCUACUUCUUCCUGAUCAUCUUCAACCUCGGCGGCCAGCUCCUCACCAACCUCGCUGGCUUCGUCCUCCCCGGAUACUACUCGCUCAAUGCCCUCUUUACCGCUUCCAAGCAGGAUGAUACCCAGUGGCUCACUUACUGGGUUGUUUUCUCUCUCUUCACCGUCAUUGAGAGCUUGAUCAGCGUCGUCUACUGGUUCCCCUUCUACUUCACCUUCAAGUUUGUUUUCCUCCUCUGGCUCUCUCUCCCUACCUUCAAGGGCGCCGAGACCAUCUUCCGCUCUUUCCUCGCCCCCACCCUUGGCCGUUACUUCCAGAAUGGCUCCACCGCCAGCGGCCUCCGCGCCAAGGCUGACGCCGUCCACACUGACUAAGCGUCUCAUGGGCAACUGCCGGGCCUCUUCCGCUCGUUACAAAGUGUGCCGCUUUGAAUGAGGCCCGAGAAUAGACAGGCAGAUAGAUGCACGGCCAUCAAGUCUUUGCGCUGGGCUUGUUGGCAACCAGUCACGCGCGUGCAAGAUUAUCACAACAAAAUCGGGGUAGAGGGAUAGUUUGUUAACUGGAAAUGUUGGGGAUAUGAGGUGGUUAUAAGAGGACAUGUGGUUACAGAAGAUGGUGGCAGGAUGAUUGAGCCUGAUGCGUCUAGAGAAGUAGGGGCAUAUUUGGUAUCUAACGAUUGAAUAAGUGGCAGCAAUGAAAGCAUUCCUUGCAUUUGGGUUGCUAUCACUGAAACACUGAGACGUAUUCGACGUGAAAGGGCCAUAGCUGGCCAUCGUGUAGACGAAGCAAUGGGACACAUCACAUGAUUGCAAUGU